AUGGACACCCCUCAGAGUCUGAGAGAGGAGGACCCUCAGGAUCAGAAAGCAGAGACCCCUCAGCAUAAGAGAGGGGAGGCCUCCCGGGGUGAGAUCAAAGAUGCUCCUCAGCGUCAGAAGGUGAAGACACAGAGGGGCCAGAGCCCAAGGGCUCCUCAGGGUCAGAGGGAGGAGGCCCCCCUGGGUGAGAACAUGGGCAUUCCUCAGAGUCGAAGAGAAUUUAGUCCUAAGUGUGGGGGAAAGGCGAGUCCCCAGAGUCUGGGGAAGAAGAUGCUGUGGUCUUGGGAAGACAGUAUCUCACAAGCCUGGGAGGUGGCUCCCGGGGAGGCCACUGUACAGCUCCCAGAGGAAGGUGGCUCCCGGAGCCAUCGGAGGGACUCCUGCGGGUCCCUGAAAGCACAGACUCCAAAGCCUGUGGGCAGGGAGAGCCCAGACCUCCGGAGAAGGGCUACCGCGAUGAUGCAGAGCAGGAUCAGAGGCGAGACACAAAAGUCGGCACCGGCGGUGGCAAAGCUGGGGGUCGCCCAGGAGGGGGCGUGGGCUGCGCUUCCCAGCCCGAAGCCCCCGGCCCAGCAGCUGCUUCCAAGUCGCGGAGCCGGAGCUGUGAUGCCAGCGACGCUGCGCGCCAAGGUAUCCGGGCAGCAGGGGCUCCCCGGGGGUCUCCGGGGCCCUCCAGACCCGGAGCACAAUCCGCACGGGCUGCAGGGCCCUGGAGUGGGCCCCGGCCCGGGAGAGCAGGAGGUGGGCCAGGCUCGGCUUCUGGGUGCCCUCCGAGGUCGGGGGGGCGGUCCUGAGCGUCCCAAGGCCUCGAAGGCCGCGUGGCCGGCGCCCCUAGGCAGGGCCAAGGCGCCUGCGGGCUUGAGCGCGGCGCAGCAGGAGACGGCUCUGCAGCGGCUACUGGAGCUGCACAGCGCAGCCAGGUGGCGGCGCCGGCGGGACCGUGAGCAGCAGCGGCUCCGGGUCCUGGAACGCCUCCACAUCGCCAGGAAUCGCCACUGCCGGGUUCACCCCGUGGGGCUCCUGCCCAGCCCGGCUCAACUCCCGCCACAGGCAAGACCCCCAGAAGGCGGUGGGGCCACAAGGAACCUGCACGGGGCAGGGGCCGAGCUUGGUGCGCCCGGGUCCCUUUGAAGUGAGCGCACUGCACUCUGGCAGUGACUCGGACGGGGCGCGAGGGGCGGGUGUGCCAGGUGCUGCCCCGCCCGCCCCACUGAGCCGCGGACGCUCAGUGAUCUGCACCGCCAGGAGGACGCGACUGGGCGGCGGCGCGCCCUGAGGGAGCAGCUGGAACAGAUGCAUCGGGAGAGGACCGGGCGGCUGCGGGCCCUCGGGGCCAGGAACACUCAGAACUUCCUGGAACUACUGUGUUCCCCUGGUGCUGCGGAUCCCGUGCCUGCAGAGUAGUGCUCGCCCUUCCCAGCCCCCUCUGGUCAUUGCUGGGUACUCAAAGGAAUGAUUAAAGAGAUGAGGGUUACGGAAAAA
Messenger RNA from Chlorocebus sabaeus (green monkey), 1482 nucleotides. NCBI's taxonomy places the organism in Eukaryota, Metazoa, Chordata, Mammalia, Primates, Cercopithecidae. The record is from RefSeq and is a predicted model, not a curated record.